This is a messenger RNA of Manduca sexta (tobacco hornworm), 1383 nucleotides long. Its product is annotated as WD repeat-containing protein 61. Lineage: Eukaryota; Metazoa; Arthropoda; Insecta; Lepidoptera; Sphingidae. The transcript is spliced from 7 exons. Bases 221 to 1180 code for a protein of 319 amino acids. The record is from RefSeq and is a predicted model, not a curated record. Gene Ontology annotation, molecular function: protein binding.
UCAGCUGAGUUCUCAAGCUGAGUUACAGCGGCUACUGUCUAUUUAUAACAUGAAAAUAUUAUGUCUUACUCACACUUGAGGCAAAUUUAAUAAUGCAAUAUAUAAACUAUUAAUCACAUGCAAUGUUUUCAAAAUAAAUUAAAAAUUCCCCGAUUAUAAAUAUUUCAUUUCAAAAAUAGUCGUAGUCUACUUUAUUAUAUAUUAUUAUUUUGUUGCUGCCAUGCCGGCUAGUACUGUGUAUUCUAUACUGUUAAAAAAGGAAAAUGCCCACGAAGACCCUAUUUAUAGCUGUGCCUGGGUCAAAACAAACCCUGGGGGAGAUUUACAGAAUGCCUCAAAAGAAUUUAUAGUGACAGGAGGACUGGAUUGUGUGGUAAAAGUGUGGUCAUUGGCCAACAACAAGUUGGAUCUAGUCCAUACAUUGGAAGGGCAUCCUAUGGCUGUGGUUUCUGUUGCAGUCAGCCCUGAUGGAACUACAAUUGCCAGCACAUCCUUAGACUCUAUUUUGAUAUUAUGGGACCUUGCAUCUGGUAAGAAGAAGCUUCAGGUACAGACAGGCGCGAUCGACGCGUGGCAGGUCGCAUUCUCGCCUGACGGGUGCAAUGUGGUCACCGGAGGUCACAUGGGCAAAAUAUAUGUGUAUGAUGUCCAACAAGGUGGGGUGGAUGGUGUGCUGGACACUAGAGGGAAGUUUAUUUCUAGUGUUGCGUGGAGUCCCAAUAACAAGUACAUAGCGGCCGGGUCGAUAGAUGGCGCUGUGUUUACCUUCGACACGCACCAGUGCAAGUUACUGCAUCACAUCGACGCGCACACGUUGGCCGUGAGGAGUGUUGCCUUUUCUAAUAAGAGUGAUCUUCUUGCAACUGCCUCCAAUGAUGGGAGAAUGAAGUUGUUUGAUUCUGAGUCCGGUCGCCACUUAAACACGUUAGAGCUCAAAGGCUGGGUGGUGGCGGUUCGAUUCAGCCCGGACGGCACUCGGAUUGCGACCGCCACGACCGACGGCGUUGUGUGCGUGGUCGCUAUACGACAGCUGACUGUUCUUCACGCUUUCCAAGGACAUGCGGAUACGGUAUGGGAUAUCCAUUUCAACAAAAAUAGUGAUAAACUGUUAUCAGUAUCUAAAGACAAAUGCAUCAACAUUUACGAAUGUCCAAUACCGCCGCCGCCUGCUAAAAAGUAAUUACAAUAAAUGCCAUCUUAAAAUAUGUUACUUGCUUACAAUCAAAAAUAUUGUACUGGAAUAUUAUCUCGAUAGUUUUGCUUAAGUUUAAUUUGUGUAUACAAAAUAUCUAAAUAAUAAACCUAAUAUUGUAUAAUUAUAAUACAUAGAAAAUAAGUUAUAAACUGUUUACGGUUUUAUAAUAAAUUAAUGAUUGUUAAGGA